AUGGCAGCGACCAUGAACGACCGACUGCAAAUGCUUUCGGACCAACAGCUCCUCUACAACUUUUCCUCGAACCCGAUGCACUCGUGGACUCCGGGGAGUGUCUGCAACGCAAACGCUGCGACCUGGCCUGUCCUCUCUACCGUUGGGGCAACGGUGGCGCAGCUCAAUCUCGGGCCAUGCGCGAUGCUCGCACCGCAUUUGCAUCGAGCCACCAAUCUUGUUGUUGCAGUGAGUGGAACAACCCACACGUACAUGGUGCAAGAGAAUGGAGCACGAAUGGUGGAGCAAAUUUUGACCCCGGGGAUGAUGACUAUCUUCCCCCAAGCCAGCGUACAUUCUAUGUACAAUAUGGGCUGUGGAAACAAUCAACUCUACUCAUUCCUCAACGAUAACGACCCAGGAACACUGAACAUCGCUCAGGCGUUCUUCAUGAUGCCAAAAGACAUUGGUACCCAAGUUAUGCCAUUCAUCAACCUCACCAACGGGAACUGGUCCGCCACUGGUCAGCAUAUACCGGCGAUCGGGACGGGCAGCCAGGAUGGAUUCGAAGCAUGUAGGCAACGAUGCGGGCUUACAACGAGGGCAUAUCCCGGAGAGCAUCUGGUGGUGAUUUAA
Messenger RNA from Fonsecaea erecta, 615 nucleotides. RefSeq lists its product as hypothetical. The transcript has 2 exons. The record is from RefSeq and is a predicted model, not a curated record. Lineage: Eukaryota; Fungi; Ascomycota; Eurotiomycetes; Chaetothyriales; Herpotrichiellaceae. Bases 1 to 615 code for a protein of 204 amino acids. Gene Ontology annotation, molecular function: manganese ion binding. Gene Ontology annotation, cellular component: cell wall.